Molecule: messenger RNA, 925 nt
Organism: Carica papaya (papaya)
Lineage: Eukaryota; Viridiplantae; Streptophyta; Magnoliopsida; Brassicales; Caricaceae
Product: agamous-like MADS-box protein AGL11
Biological process (GO): positive regulation of transcription by RNA polymerase II
Cellular component (GO): nucleus
Molecular function (GO): RNA polymerase II transcription regulatory region sequence-specific DNA binding; DNA-binding transcription factor activity; protein dimerization activity
Source: RefSeq, a predicted model, not a curated record
UGGUUACCAAAGAGGGCAGUUUAGCAUAGUUAUAUGAGUAUAUAAAUAUACUGUGUUGUUCUUUCUCAAAUAGUGAAGUUAAUCAGAGAGAGAUGGGAAGAGGGAAAGUAGAACUGAAGAGAAUAGAAAACCCUACAAGCAGGCAGGUUACUUUCUCCAAGAGAAGAAAUGGAAUUUUGAAGAAAGCCUUUGAACUCUCCAUUCUCUGUGAUGCUGAACUUGCCCUCCUCAUCUUUUCUCCUUCUGGAAAAGCCUUCCAAUUUGCCAGUCAUGACCUGGAUAGGACCAUUGCUAAGUACAGGAAUCAUAUGGGUCUGUCUAAUUCAGCUUACAAUCAACGCACCACAACUACUGAGUACUGGAGAUGUGAAAUUGAGGAGCUGAAGAGAUCCAUCAUCAAUCUGGAAGCUAGAACUAGGCAUUUAUGUGGAGAAGAUAUUACAACGCUGGGAGUGAAGGACCUGAAACAUCUGGAACGACAAUUGAAGAUUGGAGUUGAACGUGUUCGCUCCAGAAAGAGGCGAAUUUUAUCAGACAACGUCAACUUGCUCAAGAGAACCUAUUGCGCCUUGAAAGAGGAGAACACUCAUCUCCAAAAAAAAUUGAACCAGCUACAUGAGGCCAGGAUAAGUCCACAAUUUUUAGGACCAAAUAUUUGCACCACUUCAAUAUUUGAGCAAAGUUACAAUGUUCGACAAAAUGGAUCAAUUUAUUGAAGGCGAGGACAACUACGAGUCAAACCUAAAUUGGUUGUAUCAAUUUCUUAUGCACCCAAUUCAUCAAAUUAUAUAUUUACUUUCACAUUUAGAUGGUUUUAUUUUAUUUUAUUUUUUCAAUUUCAGUGUGGUUUGAAUAACUAGUCAAAAAAAAAAGAGGGGAAAGAAAAGAACAAUUACCCUAAAAGAGGGAUUGAUGUUUUGAGCAA